AUGACGACACCAACGAUGGAAAGGACGUCUAUAUUGACGGAACAUUUAGGAUAUCCGCCAAUUUCGUUAGUAGAUGACAUCAUCAAUGCGGUAAAUGAAAUAAUGUAUAAAUGUACGAAUGCAAUGGAAAAAUACCUGAUACAAAGGGGUAAUAUUGAUGGAAAGGAUUUUUCAGACGAGAUAAAAGUUGGUACUGCAAAAUUAGAGUCUUUAUUGGAAAACUCUGUGGACAAGAACUUUGACAAACUAGAACUCUAUGUGUUGCGUAACAUCCUUUCGAUACCAUCUGAUUUAGUAGAGGAAGGAAAAUUCAGACUUCUGCACCAAGAAAAUAUAAUCUUGGCAAAUGUUGCUUCUCGUAAACAGACGGACGAUUCUGUACGGAUGAAACUUGAUGAAAUUAGCAGACAAUAUGAGCUAAAUCAACUAUUGAAUGAAAGAAUAAACAAUACAAAGGCACUUUUAAAAGAAAUUGUACAAUUCAAAACGAGAAUUUUAAGACUUUUACAAUGCGAAGAUCCGCUGACUUCACAUCUACAUGAUAUCUGGAACGACUUGAAACCUUUGGACAGUGCAAUCAAGUUGAUAACGUCAAGGCUAAAACAGAUUUAUCUAGAGAACGAAGAGUUCUGCUCCAUUGAUCAAAUUCAGAGACUGGUAAAAAGAUAUAACGAAUUAAGAAACACGUCUAUUGUAAGAAGUGGAUAUAUACAGAAAAAGUCACAACAUAUAUUGAAUGAAUUGAACAUAAGUGUAGAACCAGUUAAUCAAUCGAAUAGCGAUCCCAACUCAGAAGCGGUACCGUCAGAAUAUGAAGAUGUUCCGGUUGUUGAUCAUCCAGAUUGGUCAUCCAUACAGAAAGCCAUUUAA
Molecule: messenger RNA, 870 nt
Organism: Kluyveromyces marxianus DMKU3-1042
Lineage: Eukaryota; Fungi; Ascomycota; Saccharomycetes; Saccharomycetales; Saccharomycetaceae
Gene: MTW1
Product: MIND complex subunit MTW1
Exons: 1
Coding region: 1-870 (289 amino acids)
Biological process (GO): protein localization to kinetochore; mitotic cell cycle; kinetochore assembly
Cellular component (GO): chromosome, centromeric region; nucleus
Source: RefSeq, a predicted model, not a curated record